This is a messenger RNA of Candida dubliniensis CD36, 1572 nucleotides long. It is a transcript of the gene VPS52, whose product is annotated as Vps52p. The record is from RefSeq and is a predicted model, not a curated record. Gene Ontology annotation, cellular component: GARP complex. Gene Ontology annotation, biological process: endocytic recycling; retrograde transport, endosome to Golgi; Golgi to vacuole transport. The transcript has a single exon. NCBI's taxonomy places the organism in Eukaryota, Fungi, Ascomycota, Pichiomycetes, Serinales, Debaryomycetaceae. The coding region runs from base 1 to 1572 and encodes 523 amino acids. Gene Ontology annotation, molecular function: syntaxin binding.
AUGCCGGCAUUACAAUCAUUGCAACAGAUUCUUCCCCUAAAAGAUGAUCAGCCAUUAGACGAGCCGAACUCGGUAUCCAUUUCAACUGAGUUCUCGCUAGAACAUUAUCGAGCAAACCUUCAACAAUCAGGUAAUGAGAAUCUAACCAAUUGUGUAUCGCAAUUUGAAUUAUUUAAUCGAAAAAUACAGGAACAUAAGAAAAAUUUGGUGCUAGUAGGGGAAAUAAUUGAAGAGUUUUCGACUGAAUUGCACAACCUUUCAUCCAGCUUGAUUUCGUUAGAACAACAAUCCAACAGUUUAUCCAAGGACUCUAAGUUUCAAAAGAAUAUAAUUGAAAGACUCAACCCGGUAAUUUUAGAUUUGAUGAUACCACCUGAAAUUGUUCGAUCUGUCUUGGAGGAGGAGAUUACUCCAGAAUGGUUGGAAAACUUGAAAUUUGUCACUGAAAAAAGACAACUUCUCCAGACUUUGCCGGAAACCAAAUCCAAAGACCAGUUGACAGAAGGAAUAGAGCUUCUUGAAGGUAAAGCAAUCGAAAGAAUAAGAGACUUUAUAAUAUUGCAAAUACGAAUGUUGCGGUCUUCGUCAAAGUCGUCCUCGCAGCUUAUCCAACAGAAUUUAUUGGAAGUAAAAGAAGCAUUCCAGUUUUUGCUGUCCCACCACCAGAAAUUGGCAGAACAAUUGAGGUCUGCUUAUGUCUAUACAAUGCGAUGGUAUUACCAAAGCAAGUUUUCCAAAUAUCUUUAUGCUUUGGAAAAGUUGCAGAUACGUCGUGUCGAUAGUGCUGUUCUUGGGGACACCAAAGCUGGUGAAUACUUUACAUUGUUUGAAAAGAGAUUUGAAAUUUUACAGUCGGACCAGUCAGCAAUGCCGUCUCAAAUUGCUGAAACCUCACCCUUCCAUUAUUGGAUCGAAUUCGUAUUUAAUCAGUUUUCAAUGGCAGUGGUCGAUAAUGUGAUAGUCGAGUACUUGUUUACCAUAGAAUUUUUUUACCACGGCGACGAGAAGGAUAACUCCUGGGCCGAGGUAAUGUUUAAGAAUGUUUUCCAAAUUGGUCGUGAAUUUCUCGACUAUAUCAGCAAUACUCUAGAUGCGUAUGGUAUAUUAUUGAUAAUAAGGUUGGUUCAAAAAUCACAGGCUAAAUUGCAUGAGGUGCAUAUUCCAGUGCUCGACGAUUAUCUCAACUCUUUGUUGUUGAUACUUUGGCCACAUUUCACAAAAAUCGUCGAUGCCAAUUGUGAGUCCAUGAAACGGACUAUGCUAAAGGGGAAAAAGGCAACUGGACUAGCACCAAUUAGUAUCACCCAACAGUUUGCCCAGUUCUUUUCUGCAUUGUUGGAAUUAUCUGUUAACGAAGCAGAGCCGCUCAUUUCAUCCAUCAUUCGGUUGAGAAACGAAUAUGAGAGUUAUUUGAUGAGGUCCACUUCACUUAGUGGCACUGAAAAAGAGAUUUUCUUGUACAAUAACUAUUUUUUGGUAUUGAGUGUUCUUAAGAACCAAAACACCAAUACGUUUCUUGAAGAGCAGGUUUUACAUUUCCAAACUUUAGCAGAUGCAUAUACUAAACAUUAA